Messenger RNA from Symsagittifera roscoffensis, 1273 nucleotides. RefSeq lists its product as uncharacterized. The transcript has 2 exons. Gene Ontology annotation, biological process: intracellular protein transport. Gene Ontology annotation, cellular component: mitochondrial outer membrane. Bases 2 to 1000 code for a protein of 332 amino acids. Lineage: Eukaryota; Metazoa; Xenacoelomorpha; Acoela; Convolutidae. The record is from RefSeq and is a predicted model, not a curated record.
AAUGGAUACUUUAGACGACUCUUUGCAGUACAACUUAACCGAACAGUCUGGCUCGCAGAGCAGUGAAGAAGACGAAGAUACGCGUUCAGUUUCGAGUGGUGAGAGUUUCGAAGCCAUUCCCGACACAGAAGGAGACGAUGAUGAAAAUGAAAACCAAUUUAUUCCAACCCAACCCCGUUUAGAAGAAAUACAGCCAGCUGAAACAAGAGAAGAUUCUUCGUCUUCAUCAUCUUACGACGAGUCUCCCACUUAUGUUUCGAUGAUGGGAUCUGAAAUCGAGGUUCUGGAAUCGACUGCGGGAACUGAGUCUAUGACGCAAUCUGAUUACGUAAUGACAGCAAGUUUGGAUGCUUCAGUGUCAAAUGAAAUAGCUGAAGAAAGUGCUGGGCAAUCUAGAGGUGGAGCUACGAACGAGGAGCUUGCUGAAGUUGUUGAGCUGAUUGACUCGUUUAUAAAACCAAUCUCAGAGCAGAACGCAGCAGAUGGAAUCGAGGUGAUCGACGUAGACGAAUCGAAUUAUUUUCCAAAUCUUAACGGAGCUGGUGACCACGAGGCAUUAGGAAGAUCUCUCGAUACCCUGCAAUCACAACCCACAACAGUUGUCACGACAUCGGGAGCUGCCAAAUUAGAGGACCUAAGAGCAUUCGAUGAAGAUGACAGUGACGAUGAUGAAGAUUUCGAAGAUGAAACACUUGCUGAAAGACUUUGGGGUUUGACUGAAAUGUUUCCAGAAACAGUACGUAAUGGGUCUUCAAAGAUAUUUGAUUUUUCCAUAGCAUCUACAAAGUUUUGCUACACUUGGAGUCGCAAGACUCUUUGGGUUGUUACUACUGGGUUCAUUAUUCUGUACUUGCCAAUUGCGAUAGAAACAGAAAGAAUGGCGAUGGAAAAGGAAGGAUUAAAUCAAGCUCAAGACGUGCUAUUGGGGGCUAAUAAAAGUGAGGAAAAAAGUUUUGACCACUCAGCACCGCCGAUGCCCAAUGUUCCUCUUACUGCCUGAUCUCAAUGGAACACUAAAACAUAUUUUUGAAAAGAUCUUAAUAAGUUUCACCUUAAAUCAUGGUACCAUCACCAGGUCUUGACUGCAUAAGUAUGAAAGACAAAUAGUGUCAGUGAAUACCAAUCGGCUGACGUGAACUAGAAUUGUCACUAGAGUUUGAAAAAGGUGAAAUUUCUUGGGCUCUCUAAUCUGUUUGUACUCCUCGUACUAUGAAAAAAUGAAAUUUAGACUCUAUGAACUUAAAAAUUGCGAAAUUGAAUUUGAUCUUGCACC